Molecule: messenger RNA, 405 nt
Organism: Serendipita indica DSM 11827
Lineage: Eukaryota; Fungi; Basidiomycota; Agaricomycetes; Sebacinales; Serendipitaceae
Source: the annotation of a GenBank genome assembly
AUGCCACUCCCAGUCGGCGAAGGCGAGGACGACCAGGCGCUGGACUCGCAAGAUGUUAUAAACGGAAUACGACAAGAUGACGAUAUGGAGAUGCGAGACGGGACAUCUGGCAAACGAACAGGCGCUGGUAACACUCAGCAGCAAAACAACGAACCACGAAAGCCCAACAAAGUCCGCAUCACGACACCAUAUCUCACAAAGUAUGAGCGGGCAAGAAUAUUGGGAACGCGAGCUUUGCAGAUUAGCAUGAAUGCACCCAUUCUCGUCCCCGCCGAGGGAGAGACGGACCCGUUACAGAUAGCUAUCAAGGAGCUGGCCCAACGCAAAAUUCCAUUAGUCAUUCGACGCUAUCUCCCAGACGGCAGCUUCGAAGACUGGAGUGUUUCCGAGCUGAUCUGCGAUUAG